This is a messenger RNA of Pseudopipra pipra, 1402 nucleotides long. RefSeq names its product killer cell lectin-like receptor subfamily G member 1. Bases 542 to 1234 code for a protein of 230 amino acids. Gene Ontology annotation, cellular component: plasma membrane; cell surface. The transcript has 6 exons. Lineage: Eukaryota; Metazoa; Chordata; Aves; Passeriformes; Pipridae. Gene Ontology annotation, molecular function: signaling receptor activity. The record is from RefSeq and is a predicted model, not a curated record. Gene Ontology annotation, biological process: regulation of natural killer cell mediated cytotoxicity.
CCCUGUAUGGCUUUCCCUCUUUUAGAAAGAAUUUCUUCACUAUGAGGGUGGUGAGGCACUGGUACAGGUUGCCCAGAGAAGCUGUGAAUGCCCCAUCCCUGGAAAUGUUCAAGGCCAGGCUGGAUGGGGCUCUGAGCAACCUGGUCUACUGGAAGGUUUCUCUGCCCAUGGCAGGGGAGGUUGGAACAAGGUGAUCUUUAAGGUCCUUUAAAACCCAAAUAAUUCUAUGACUCCAUGACAUGGCUGCCCAGCUCAGCCCUGGACCUGUGUCUGAGUUAGCAGCCAUCCCUGUCACCUGCUACCCCAAAACCAGGGCCACAGGGUUCCCUUGUGCUGGAACGCCUGGGUGCCAGCCCCAACAGCCCCUUGCCCCAAGUGUCUGUCAACACCAUGACACCCCUGGGUUGUGUCCCAGGUGGUGCCUCUGGGGACCCCACCAGGAAGUGACACUUUCCAUUUUGCAUCACACCCGUCUGACAAAGUGUCUGGGAGAGGGUUGCCAGUGUCCCCGUGGGGUGCAGAGCAAGAAAUCAAAGAAGGGAUGGAAGAGAGGGUCACAUACGCUGAUCUGCGCUUUCCCCCAACACCAGGUCCUCAGCAGCCGGUGCGCCUGCCCUGGUGCUGGGCAGCCCUCAGUCUGGGUCUCCUCUCCCUGGUGCUUCUGCUGGCACAAAUCAUCCUUGUCAGCUUGAGCUUCCACUAUUUAGUACAACAACAGAUGAGCUGCACCCAUGAUCUCUGGAGCACGGAGAAGAGCCCCAGCUAUGGGCAACAGACACUGCAAGUGCAAUGCCAGUUUUGCCCGGUCGGCUGGCUCUGGGAUGCAGGGCAGUGCUACUACUUCUCAUCUGCCAAAAAGACCUGGGAGAAAAGCAGAGAGGACUGCUGCUCCAGGGGGGCACAGCUGGUCACCAUCCAAGACAACACUACCCUGGCUUUCCUGAUGCGAACCACGGACAUGGAGGUCUUCCAUGUGGGGCUGAAGAAGGAUGGCUUUGCAUCUGACUGGAAGUGGCUGGAUGGCACCACAUUGAAGGGGAUCUUCCUAAUCCAUCGCUACACCAGGUCUUACCAGGCCUGUGGCAGGCUGUCAGGCUUGGGGCUGUCGGGUGGUCUGUGCUCGGAACCCCUUGGAUGGGUCUGCAAGCAGAGUGCAGCCACCCUGCAGUGGCUCCAGUCCUCACCUCCUUCCUUCAUCUGGAGAAACACCACCUACAGCUGUGUGAGGCCCUGAUGGCUGUGGGAACCUCCAACCUGUCCCACCACCACGUUCCCUGCCUGACUCCAGUUCAUGGGCAUUCGCAGGCACUGACUGCUGCCUCCUGGCUCAGACCUCUUUAUUUCCCUGUAGCUGCAUUUUGCCAAUAAACUCUGCCAAAAACUGUGUCUGUCUUUGAGGAAU